This is a messenger RNA of Bicyclus anynana (squinting bush brown), 1418 nucleotides long. RefSeq lists its product as uncharacterized. The coding region runs from base 189 to 887 and encodes 232 amino acids. NCBI's taxonomy places the organism in Eukaryota, Metazoa, Arthropoda, Insecta, Lepidoptera, Nymphalidae. The record is from RefSeq and is a predicted model, not a curated record. The transcript is spliced from 3 exons.
AUGUAUGUAGGCAUGCCGGGGCAAUUUGGGAGGAUGGCCCUGCGGCAGGGCGGCAGGGGCGCGAGACUAUCCUUGAUCCCUAAGUCGUCCCUGCCGUCGGUGCGUGUGUAGCGCGAUUGGGGCAAUUUCUCAGUCAGUUUGUCAGCAGCUGUCACACGGAGUGCACGUACAAACAGCGUAGAAUCAAAAUGGCGGCCGACAAUGAACGCGAAGUUUGGACGCGAAUUAUAGAAGUGUAUAAAGACCGACCUCACAUGUGGGAUAAACAUCAUAAAUAUUAUUUUAACCGCGACAUGAGGCAGCAAACAUUCACACUAAUGUUUGAAAUUUUUGGCGAACUAAAAACAAACAUGGAGCUGCCGGCUUUCAAAAAAAAAUUUGAAAAUAUGCGGACAUCCUUUUUUCGGGAGUUAAAAAAGGUUAUUUCUUCAAAACAAACAGGAUCUGGCAGCGAUGAUGUGUACAAACCAUCUCUUUGGUAUUACAAUCUUUUUACUUUUAUUGAAGAGACUACUGAACCUUCUCGCACGGGAGUAGAUACCAUGGACUCUGACGAGGUUUCACAGAGUUUGGAAUUAGAUGAACCAUCUGGUAGUCAAUCACUCAACCCAAAACGUCCAAGUCAGCUAGACAUAACGGAAGAAGAACCUGCCCCAAGAAAAAAGCGAUUAAUCUUGCAAAAAAAACAAGAGAAACUAUUUGAUACUGCUCAACAACUUCUUACCACUACAGAUGAAUGGGAAGUCAUAGGAAUGGGCUAUGGUAUUCAAUUGAAAAAUUUAGGUAAACACCAGCAAGUGGUUGCAAAAAAAUUAAUGUCUGAAGUCAUUUUCUAUGGGCAACUUGGAAAACUAACAGAAGAAUCGUCAAUCACUUUGAAAAACUAAUAUCAUAAUCCGUACAUUCAUUCAGUACCUAUUAAUACUCUUACUCCAUCUCCACAACAUCACUCCUACGCAUCUGCUCCUACUCCAUCCCCACAACAUCAAUCCUACGCAUCUGCUCUUACUCCAUCCCCACAACAUCAAUCCUACGCAUCUGCUCCUACUCCAUCCCCACAACAUCAAUCUUACGCAUCUGCUCCUACUCCAUCCCCACGACAUCAAGCCUAUGCAUCUGUUCCUACUCCUACGCAAUCCUCAGAACUUUCUGAGGUUCAAUAUGAUGAUGUUACCAUUGAUUUCCCUAACACUAAUUUUAGUAAUAAUAAUAAUUUUGUGGAAGGUAGUUUCAGUAAAGUUAAAGAUUUUCUUAUAUUUCAACACAAAAAAUAAUUAAAAUAAUAAUGUCCUAUCCUGGGAAACUGAGUACCUAUAACUUGUAACAGUAUUAAUAAAAAAUAUUUCACAGACUGUGAUUGUUUUUUUUUUGUUGUUGAAUCUUGGUUGAGUACAAAAUAAAAUAGUUUAUCGAGAAUU